Belonocnema kinseyi is the source of this 1385-nucleotide messenger RNA. Its product is annotated as pro-resilin-like. Lineage: Eukaryota; Metazoa; Arthropoda; Insecta; Hymenoptera; Cynipidae. The transcript has 3 exons. The record is from RefSeq and is a predicted model, not a curated record. The coding region runs from base 42 to 1286 and encodes 414 amino acids.
UAUCAGUAUCUCCAGCACAACCAGCAAAACGAUACCAAAUCAUGAAGGUCUUUCUGAUUUCCGCCCUCCUCGUGGCCCUGGCAGCCGCCGAGCCACCAGCUUAUCGUCAAAAAUAUUUCUUUGCUCAACAAAGGGAAGAACUCACCCCAGAUUCGGUGGCUCCAUAUCAACCAUCAGGAUGGAAGCCUGAUGGACCCGCCUUUAAUUUGCCCCAGAGACAGGAAGUUGAAAAUGCCUAUGGACCACCAAAAGAUCAAUACGGUCCCCCUAAGCAGCAAUACGGGCCACCGACGGCGCCUCCUAACCAGUAUGGAGCACCGGCAGCUCCUCAAAAUCAGUACGUACCAGCGGCUCCUCAGAAUCAAUUUGGACCACCAUCUGCUCCUCAACAGCAAUUCGGAACUGCCCAACAGCAACACGCGCCAUCGGCGGCACCUACAAAUCAGUAUGGACAACCAGCGACUCCAGAAAACCAGUAUGGACAACCAGAGGCUCCAGGAAACCAGUAUGGACAACCAGCAGCUUCAGAGAAUCAGUACGGCGCACCAGCGGCUCCUCAGCAGAAUUACCAAGUUUCACAACAGCAAUUUGGUGCCCCCCAGAGACAAUUUGGUGGCCCCCAGAGACAGUUCGGAGCCCCUCAAAAAUACAGAGUUGGACAAGCGGCUGCCCAGAAGCAAUACAAUGUUCCCCAAAAACCCCAGCAGCCAUAUGGAGCCCCUCAAAAACCUACACAGGAAUACGGACCUCCAGAAUAUACCACGACUGAAGUCCCAGACUCCACUGAAAAUGAUGAACCUACGACUGUGAAGGGCCUAACCGAAUCCGAGGUCGAACCAGUGAACUCUGCUAACGAACUCGAAGAUAGCGAGGUUGACGAACAGCCACAAAAAUCUGGACAAUACUUCGUUGCCCUUCCCGACGGACGACUGCAGCGCGUUCGUUACGUGAGUCGUGAGAAUAUCGAAGCAAUGAAGUACUUUGCAAAAAUCCGUGCCGAAAAUGUGGAGCCACUCAGAGGACCAAUCUACAACUACGCCCCGCUCCAAAAAUUGCAAAUUGCGCCAGCGUCCCUCGAGGUGGCGGUAGCGACGUCUGUCCCAGUUCAGUCCUCCAGACCUGAAAAGCUGAUUGCUCCAAGUGUCGAGAUUCAACCCCUGGCUCAAGUACAGUACCAAUUGGACAAUCCAGGAAAUGUGGUGCCACUCAGCUCUUCUUACACUACUCACACUGCAAACUAUCGAGUAGUACCUCAAAGUGAAAAUAGGUUCAUCAUCUCAGUCUAAUUAUUUUUAAAAAACUGAUAAGAGAUAUUUAAUUUUGUAAAUUCUGUAAAUGUGUAUAAAACCUGAAUCACGAUACUAAUAAAAAAAACGAUAAAUAUA